Molecule: messenger RNA, 1704 nt
Organism: Metschnikowia bicuspidata var. bicuspidata NRRL YB-4993
Lineage: Eukaryota; Fungi; Ascomycota; Pichiomycetes; Serinales; Metschnikowiaceae
Product: serine C-palmitoyltransferase
Exons: 1
Coding region: 1-1704 (567 amino acids)
Biological process (GO): sphingosine biosynthetic process; ceramide biosynthetic process
Cellular component (GO): endoplasmic reticulum
Molecular function (GO): serine C-palmitoyltransferase activity; pyridoxal phosphate binding
Source: RefSeq, a predicted model, not a curated record
AUGACUGCCCAAUCUGAAGUGUCGUCGUUGCCUCCCUCGCUAGACUUCCUAGAAGCCAAGCUUGGCCUCAAGGUCACCUAUUGUUUGGCGCUUCUCGAAAACGUUCCUGGCGGACUGAUCGUGUCGAGAUACAUCAAAUCGUCAUACAAGGAUGAUCCGUUGCGGUCCUUGUUUGAGUUCGCCUUAUUCAUUUUCGCCGUUCAUUACUUCCUCUCGUCCAAAAAGAAGGAAAACAAGGCCGAGAUCGUCACAUUCUCCCAGAAAGAAAUCGACGAGUUGAUCGACGAGUGGGACCCCGCGCCACUUGUCGACCCUGUUUCGGACUUGGAGCACUGGCAGUUGAAAGAAUAUCAUGUGAAGGGUGAAAACAGCUCUCACGUUGAACUUGUGGGGCACCCCGAGCUAUCGAAAGUCGUCAACAUGUCCAGUUUGGACUUUCUCGAUUUGAACUGCAGCACCCGCUUGAAGAAGGCUGCUAAAGAUGCCAUCAGUAACAGCGGUGUCGGGGCUUGUGGCCCCCCAAACUUUUACGGCAGUCAGGAUGUGCACGUCAGAUUAGAAGAAGAUUUGUCCCGCUAUUUGCAGACCGAGCAAGCCAUUCUUUACGGACAGGACUUUGUCACUGCGGGCUCAGUAAUCCCCGCCUUUUUGAAGAGAGGUGAUUUGGCUGUGGUUGAUUCCGGCAUCAACGUUGCUAUACAGAAGGCAUUGAUCGUCAGUAGAUGUGAUAUUGAGUGGUAUGAUCACAACGAUGUUGAACAUUUGGAGCAGAUCUUGUCCGAGUUGGAUCCCAUCUUGAACAAACAGAAGCCAUUACGCCGGAGGUUCAUUAUCAGCGAGGGAAUCUUUGCGUACAGUGGUGAUGUGGUCAAAUUGCCAGAGAUUGUUGAGCUCAAGAAUAAGUACAAGUACCGUUUGUUUUUGGACGAGACUUUGUCCAUCGGCACUUUGGGGUCGAGCGGUCGUGGUGCGCCGGAACACUUUGGAAUCUCCCGGUCCGAAAUUUCUAUCACCAUUGGUUCCCUCGCCACGUCGUUUGCUUCCUCUGGAGGAUUCUGUGUGGGUGUCAAGCCCAUGGUCCAUCACCAACGUAUUAACUCCACGGCAUAUGUGUUCAGUGCAUCUUUGCCUCCAUAUUCCGCCAAGGUUGCCUCCGAGGCAAUCAAAGUUAUAACCGGGAACACCGACUCGCAGGGCAAUUCGAUAGUCAUGCAUUCGCUCAACGAAAAAAUCAGAUUCUGCCACAAAGAGCUCACAAAAGCGUUUUCAAAGUCCAAGUACUUCGAAGUUGUUUCGGACGGAAACGGGCCAAUUGCCCAUCUUGGCCUCAAAGCAAACUACAGAGCCCGUUUGGGCUUGCCUGAGCUAUACGGAAACGGCACGCUUCUUACGACAGGGAAGCCAUUUAGAAAGUUGAAUGCAUUCAGUACGCACUACAAUCUUGAGUGCUACCUAUUACAAAAGAUCAUUGACGUGUUCCUCAGGCAGCACCGCAUUUUGAUCAACCGCACACGGUUGGUCUAUGAACAAGAGAACUUGCCAGUACAAGGGCCCCAUUUGUGGGUUCAUGCCAACAAUGGCUUGUCCAUGGAGGAGUUGAAGCGUGCUGUGACGUCGUUGCCGCACACUGUGGACGAGGUGUGCCGCAGGCUCCAAACGCCCAGCGACUUGCUCAAACUAGAAGAAGAGUUGAAAACUCAAUGA